This is a messenger RNA of Gadus macrocephalus (Pacific cod), 7211 nucleotides long. RefSeq names its product pleiomorphic adenoma gene-like 2 (gene plagl2). The record is from RefSeq and is a predicted model, not a curated record. NCBI's taxonomy places the organism in Eukaryota, Metazoa, Chordata, Actinopteri, Gadiformes, Gadidae. Gene Ontology annotation, molecular function: RNA polymerase II cis-regulatory region sequence-specific DNA binding; DNA-binding transcription activator activity, RNA polymerase II-specific; histone deacetylase binding. The coding region runs from base 1022 to 2836 and encodes 604 amino acids. Gene Ontology annotation, cellular component: nucleus; cytoplasm. The transcript is spliced from 3 exons. Gene Ontology annotation, biological process: cell fate commitment; regulation of transcription by RNA polymerase II.
UAGGAGCGGGUCACCACCUCUGGCUGCUGGGUUAGCUAGGAGUGGGUCACCUCUGGCUGCUGGGUUAGCUAGGAGCGGGUCACCACCUCUGGCUGCUGGGUUAGCUAGGAGGGAGUUGCGUGGGUAAAUAAGUAAAAAAAGAUUCCAGGCUGUGUGUGUGUGUGUGUGUGUGUGUGUGUGUGUGUGUGUGUGUGUGUGUGUGUGUGUGUGUGUGUGUGUGUGUGUGUGUGUGUGUGUGUGUGUGUGUGUGUGUGUGUGUGUGUGUGUGUGUGUGUGUGUGUGUGUGUGUGUGUGUGCAUGUGUUUCAGGGUUUGUGGAAUACAGGACUGUUUUUCAGUUAGCUAACAUGUACUAACAUGUGCUCACACAAGAAGGCCCACUUUUUUUGCAAAUCUUGCCACUGCCUCAGGGAUGAGCCAAUCUUCAUUCAAAACUAAGAGACAGUUUAAAAUAAUUUAUGUCAGAUGAUGGCUGACAGAUUGAUAGCUUUUGACCAACUUUUAUUCUCCGUGUUGAUUGCCAUAGUUGUUAUUUAGCGCCCCCUAGUGACUAAAGUAAAGUGUGCCUCUGUACAAGGUUUUCUUAAUGGGACAUUGUGAUUCCAGUCAAGACUGCUCUUGAGUACACUGCUGUAGCGUGUCUAUUGGUCCAUUGAAAUGAUUCCCCAUUUUGAAGGAUAUUUCUUUACCUACAUGUUCUUGUUGCCCUUAGGACAUUAAAUAUGCAGGGCAGUAUUUCCUACUCACCCCCAGCCAUAGCUGUCGGGCCAGGGUGAGGAGGCUGGACAGAGAGAGCCACAAGAGGGAAGAGAAGGAGGAGGGAGUGGAGGAGAGAGUGAGAGGCGAAAGGAGGCCGCUUGGAGACGUUAGAAGAGUAGACAUUGGACGAGAAGGAACUUCAGCACUUCCUGUGACUAACGGCAGUGUGUCUCACUGGGGAACAGCGUCAGCGACCCACACUGAGCCUGGAAGACAGCGGAGCCACGGCCGGGUUCCCAUGGCAGCGGCACUCUAGUGCUGCCAUGGCAGCUGCUGCCAUCGAUGCCUCACACCAUAUCACCACACUGACCACGGAGGAGCGGGAGAGACGGAGCACGGCCAGGCUGUUUGGGAGGUCGGAGAGGGAGCCAGAGAGAGUGAGAGAGCGGGGCUUUGAGGCGGAGAGGGGAAAGAGGCAGGUGGAGAGAGAGGCAGUGCUAGGAGGGCCCGCCGGCGGUAGUGAGUGUCUGGUGUGCGGUGCUCUGUUCGCAUCGCAGGAGAAGCUUCAUUUGCACGCCUUUAGCCACACAGUGGAGAAGGCCUUCCACUGCUCCCAGCCACACUGUCCCAAGGCCUUCAGUUCCAAAUACAAACUGUUCAGGCAUAUGGCCACACACUCGCCACAGAAGACCCACCAGUGCUCGUUCUGUGAGAAGAUGUUCCACCGCAAAGACCACCUGAAGAACCACCUGCAGACCCACGACCCCAACAAAGAGGCCUUCAAGUGCGAGGAGUGCGGCAAGCACUACAACACCAAGCUGGGCUACAAGCGCCACGUGGCCCUGCACUCGGCCACCGCCGGGGACCUGACCUGCAAGGUGUGCCUGCAGGGCUACGAGAGCACGCCAGUGCUGCUGGAGCACCUCAAGAGCCACUCGGGGAAGUCGUCCGGCGGCGCCAAGGAGAAGAAGCACCCGUGCGACCAUUGCGACCGCCGCUUCUACACCCGCAAGGACGUGCGCCGGCACAUGGUGGUGCACACGGGCCGCAAGGACUUCCUGUGCCAGUACUGUGCCCAGCGCUUCGGUCGCAAGGACCACCUGACGCGGCACGUGAAGAAGAGCCACUCGCAGGAGCUGCUCCGGAUCAAGACGGAGCCCCCAGACAUGCUGGGCCUGCUGAGUUCCGGGUCACCGCCCUGCUCCAUCAAGGAGGAGCUCAGCCCUAUGAUGUGUGGGAUGGGUCCCAAUAAAGACCCCAUGAUGGGGAAGCCCUUCCCCAGUGGCACUCCCUUCCCCAUGGGCAUGUACAACCCCCAUCACCUGCAGGCGAUGGCCAAUCCCGGGGUGGGUCACCCUCACCCGUCCCUGAUGCCCGGCUCCCUGUCUGCUGCGAUGGGCAUGGGCUGUCACAUGGAGCCCCCCCACCACCCCCUCCACCACCACCACCAUCACCACCACCACCACCACCACCACUCACCUCCGCUGCCCUCCCACCACCACCACCACCAGCCCCUCCCCUCACAGCAGCUGUCCCACACCCAGCCUGCUCUGAAGUACCAGCUGGGAUCUACCUCAUACCUGCUGGACAAGCCCUUGAAGGUGGAGAUGGAGAGCUUCCUCAUGGACCUGCAGAGCGGGCUGCCCGGGCCGCUGCACUCUUCAGACGACCACAGCGCUGCCUCGCCCACCAAGGACGGCCUGGAGGCCAGCUCGGGACUGGGGGACGAGCUGUGCGGCGGGGAGGCCCUUCUGUCCAAGAGCCCCACGGUGAUCGCAGAGUCUCUGUGUGCUGCUAACAUGGACUUCUCACACCUGCUGGGCUUCCUGCCCCUCAACCUCCCCCCUUACAGCGCCCCCAUGAGCACGGGAGGCCUGGUGAUGGGCUACACCUCAUCUGUGGCUCCCUCCUCGUCCUCCUGCUCUUCCUCCUCUUCUUCCUCAUCCCUGCACGCCACUGAUCCUCACGCCAUGACGACGGCAGCGGUCGCCACGGUGCCAAUUACCUCUUUGCAACUGCAACCUCAGGACAGCUCCAUGGGGGGGCUGGGACUCGGAACCCUGCACCCCCUGCCAGCAGCAUUCAGCUCCAGCCUCAGCGCCACCACCCUGCCUCGCUUCCACCAGGCCUUCCAGUGAGGGGCCAGGGAGCCUCCAGUACAGCCCGGGCUACGCUCAGCGUGGAUCCUCAAGGCUGUGCUCCAUCACAAAGGGUUUGAUCAUGAAAAAGGCUGAAGAAUUUGAAUGGUUAAAUUACAAAAAUAAAUACUGACUGAACACCUAGAAGCCUUGAUGAGAGCACACUAAAGCUUUUGAUUGGGCCUCGGAGGAGGCUAAACCCUUUUUUUACUUGAAGAAAGUAAGAGGUGAGAAAAUCAGUUGAAGCAGCUUAUAUUUGGGCUUUCUUUAUAUACCUUUUCUUUAUUUAGCUAUAAUGAUAUUUUAACCCAUUUCCUUCCAUAUAUUUUUCCCCUUAAACUCAUCCCUCCUUAUUCGCUAGUUUCGAGGACAGGAGGAGUCGGCCUAUGUGUGGUACUGCAUACUCCCAAAGUAAUAAUAUUUGAUAUAACAUAAAAUUGCAAAAGAUCAACUGUAGUUAAGAUAAUCCUGUCUUGUUGUGACCCAGAAAAAAAAAAUAGUUUGAAGUGGAUAUUUCGGUUGAAUUAUAAUUUUUUUACUGUUGCUUUUCCAAAUGUGUGAUCAUCCUAGAAUGUUCUUCAGUCUUCAGGCCUUCUGGAGCUGCUCCUGUCAGCAGGAGGGUGGGGAAGAGAUACAGAUCGAACCCCCACCCGCUGGGCUCUAGCCGCAAAGCAAAACCAAAAGGAAGCGCUCUCCAGAAAUAUGAUAAUAAUAACAACAAUAAUAAUAAUGAUAAUAAUAUUACCUUUCCUUUUGAAGUAACCAUUGUUUAAUAGUAAUUGAUAUUUUGCUGUUACAUACACACACAUAGACUACAUUCGCUUAAAAAUCAACAAACAAAAACAGUAACACACAAAUGAAUGGUAACUAAAAGAUUUCUGUGGCCGUUCAAAAUGGAUGUUAUUCUAGAUCAUGUUGUUCCUAAAGAGAAGCACUUUUUUUAACAGAAGGCACUUCACUUCCUGUGAAUCUGAUUCUAAAAUCUCCCCCUUCACAUCUCACCCCACAAAUCAACCACCUUUUGGAAAAUGGAUCCAUGGCCAUUUCAAAUGUAGAUUGUGGUGAUAGAAUGGGUCCCCCUGAACAAGCAGCGUCAGGUACCAUAGAUCUGAAAUAGAUAGGGUGGAAUAGCAAUUAGCUACACGUUGGUUUUUUAGAGAUGGACCAUGGAAACGGAAAACCCUGACAUAUGUGAAUGGCAAAAACAAGAAAACUGUUAUUGAAAUUAUGUUUAAGAAUGUUAUUGGAGUGUACAAAAUCUCAACAACAACAAAAUAUAUAGUUGCUUUUUAUCUCAGUCGAGUUUAUUUUAAGUAGGCGUGUAGAAACUAAGUGAUGGUGUUUUUAAUAAUUCAAUUGAUGAAGUAUUAGCUUUUACCCUGUCAUAUCAAUCUUCCCUCACUCUUUCCCUGCUUGAGGAAGGAGAGUAUCAUCACGGACUGUGGGUCCAAACACCUUUAGAAGGCUGAGUUCUAGGAGGCUUACAGCUAGAUUAAUAAGGUUUUUCUUCCAUACAAUUCACUAGGAAUGACCUGUGUUUCUGCAGUUAUAUAAGCAUAGUUUCAGUUGAAAAACGUAAAUUGCCCUGCCAUGAAAUCUUUUUUUCCACAACCAUGGGAGGUAACAGAGUCUUAUAUUUUUAGAAUUGACAACCUUUAGCCUGCAAAAAAAAGAACUUGAACCCAAAGUUUCAGCUUGAUUUUAAAAAGAUGCUCUUACCAUGUACCAGACGUCUCCCCUCAUAUCCUCAGUGUGUAGCCCAGCCAGCAGAACCCGAGCAUUUACAGUUUCAACGUCCAAAGACUGCAUUCAACCAUGGCAGCCUAACCUUUCAAACAAGCUGUCUAACAUUGUCAUCACAUCAAAAUACUUGUGUUCAUCGUAGGCAUCCGUUUUUACGCCCAGACGUAUCGCCCGCCCUUAUAUUACGAAUGAAGACCAGCAAAUUAAGGACGAUAAAAAAAUACAGAACAUCGACAAUAAAUGUAACUGCUGCUUUGCGCUCCAGAUGCUGAAUCAACUGUCGACCACUAGCCCGUCUGGACACAUGAUGUGAUGUGCAGUGAGAUACGAAGGUGCACAGAUUGACAUAUUUUGUUGUUUCACACGCCCACUGCUCUGAUACCCCUGUUUCCUCUCAGCUGCUUCUCUGAUUCAAAGGAGCAGGGUCAGAUCAAUGCCAGGGAUAUCUAGUAAGAGAAGCGUGUUUAUGCUUUGACAUUCAAAGUGCUGGGAACACAUGACAGGAGUGGCUGGCAGUAUUGGCUGUUGUCCUAUUUUGUUUGUUGUCAUAUGAUAUAUUAUCUUCUGUUUGUAAAAAAAACAGGACCUCGAGAAAAACAACGCAACACAUCACCUCAUUUAUUUGUUAACAUUUUUUCCUCACCAAAACCUGGGGAGAAGAAACAACACUUUUGCACACCAAUUGCUUUUCAGAAGACACUUAGCUAUGACUGUAGGAAACAAUCUCCAUGAAUGGCUCAGUGUCAGGAAACACGCAUUACCAUUGAGGAUAAUAUAUUCUAUUAGAAACGUAUAUUUGUAUUUCUGUAGUAUUUACCAAGUGUAUGACAUUCUAUAUCCAUAUCAAUACAAUAUUAUGCUAUAUCAUUAUAUUGAAAUAGCGAAAUUACACUUGUUUUACACUUAUUGGUCUUCCCGUGGAAAUACAUUUGGAUAUCAACUGAUCAAGAUAUUUCUUCUAAAUUACCGAAGUUGUAAUUAUCGAUUUACAAUUAAUUUCUUCUGAAUUUCAAUUUCUGGCUUCAGACAAAACUGAAGCAUUCAAAAUAAACAUUUAUUAUCUCUAUUUCUUUGUAAAAAAAACAACAACUAAAAAGCGAUUGGCAGGUAUUGUGUUGUCCUCCCUGGGUUUAUGUGAGCUAAUCUGAAUCUAGCACUUUCAACCUUAAAAAAAAAAGAGUAUUUUUUUUCUUUAAAAUGUUCUGCUUCUAUGUUUAUGUAUUGUGUGUAUUGAUCCUGUAUAUGUAUGUUCCAUCAGUUUGAUGUUUAGAUUUGAUCCAACUUUAUGUAUUUUCUCCUCAAAAUAAAUAACAGUAUUUUUUUAGAUUUAUAUCCACUAAUAUCCCUCUACAUAUGAGCCCCAACCUUUCAAACUAUUUUUUUCUAGGGGUGUUACCAACUUUUAUUUUUGUUCUUGGAAAAUAUUUCUUAUCAAAUGAAAUAGCCAGGAGCCUGAGGCAGAACUUGAACAACUACACAGUAGUUAUUUUUGUCAACUCUCAGCCAGCGUCAAUGUCCCCAACCCGCCCACCCCUAACUCGGGAGUCAGGGGGCAACCCCAAAACAUGGCACUUAUUUCUUGCACUGCUCAGAGAGUUGUCUGCCUUUCUCUAGAUGAGGAAUGGCCACAAUCCAACCAAUGACUAUAUCCAACAGAUGCUUGGAAAGUUUUUUAAAUCGGUAUUUCUACAACUGUGCUACUUUGAUUUGGUGUCAUGUGAUCAUUGUGGCUCAAGUAACCACAGAGUAAGGGCGCAAUGAUGAAAUCUAGUAUUGAAGAAGUGAACAAUUUUGAGACAGAGGAAGGAACCAGCCGGAGAGCCACAGCCUUCACAAGUUCUUAGAUUAUUCCUUAAACUGUGGUUUUCCGGCAAACAACAAAGAUCAUCCAGGUUGACAGAGUUAUUUAGGUACUGGCUGUCUUCAUACAACGGAGCUCCGUUUGACCAUUGAGGUGGAUCUCCCCCUGACUCCUACUACUGCUCCCAGGCCUGGCUAUAGCUCCAUUACCUCGUCUGUACCUGCUAGGGAUGCACUUAUCUUCCCCUCCCCUUGUUGUCUAGAAGGUGCAGAACAUACAUAUUUCGAAGGGAAUUUAUUCAUUAUGGUAUUAAGACUGACAGAAAAAAUGACCAGAUUGGAUUUUAUUAAUCAUUUUUUUGCUUUUAGUGAAGAACUGGAUGCCGUCUGAUACAGACAACAUCCACAUGUAGUGGUAUAUAUUUCUAGCUUAAAGUAAGUCUUGCAUUCCGAACUCUUUGUGUAUCUCGUUUUAGCGACAUAGCUUGUUUUAUUUUUACUUUUACAGCCAGCUUUGCAAAAAGGCGAAAGAAUGGAAAAUUGAAUCUUUACAUCCUUUUUCACUUACACUAUUUUAUAUAGCAUGGAGCUUAUCAACUACAGGGAGAAUUAUAUAAAUGAUAUACUUUUGGUGAAAGAAAGGAGAGAAAAAAAAAUGCUUUUUUUAAUUACAUAUCUCACAUGCAAUCAGUUGCUGCAAUGUUUGUGUAUUGGUUGAUCCAAAGAGAUGAUGAACACAACAGAACUAUUGACGUAUUAUACAGUACGAUGUUUCUUUGACUUGUCAUGUGUUAUGUGGAAAUGAUUAAAAGACAAACCAGUGGUUUAAUAA